Molecule: messenger RNA, 906 nt
Organism: Andrographis paniculata
Lineage: Eukaryota; Viridiplantae; Streptophyta; Magnoliopsida; Lamiales; Acanthaceae
Product: histone H2A
Exons: 2
Coding region: 90-545 (151 amino acids)
Cellular component (GO): nucleosome
Molecular function (GO): protein heterodimerization activity; structural constituent of chromatin; DNA binding
Source: RefSeq, a predicted model, not a curated record
CAUUCCGCUAUUUCUGCAAACGAACAUAGCAACAGUGAUUAGGAUCUGGUAAAUCCCCUGCUCGUUGGAUCUUCUCAGAACUCAGUAAGAUGGACGCCGGCGGUAAAGUGAAGAAGGGAGCUGGUGGAAGGAAAGGAGGCGGCCCGAAGAAGAAGCCUGUCUCCCGGUCCGUGAAAGCCGGCCUUCAGUUCCCGGUCGGAAGGAUCGGUCGUUAUCUCAAGAAAGGGCGAUAUUCGGAGCGGGUCGGCACCGGUGCUCCUGUUUACAUGGCGGCAGUUCUUGAGUAUCUUGCUGCUGAGGUUCUUGAACUGGCAGGAAAUGCAGCCAGAGACAACAAGAAAAACAGGAUAAUUCCAAGACAUGUUUUACUGGCAGUGAGGAACGAUGAGGAGCUUGGAAAGCUUCUUCAUGGAGUGACAAUUGCCCAUGGAGGGGUAUUGCCAAACAUCAACCCUGUCCUCUUGCCGAAGAAGUCGGCUGACAAGGCCGGUGAGAAGACACAGAAAUCCCCAUCAAAGGCCACAAAAUCACCCAAGAAGGCUUGAUGGAUGUUUGUGGAUUUGAAGGGCUUUGUUGAUUACUACUCUAGUGGCAUGUUACCUGUUGGGUAUGGAUAUUGGUAUGUAGGGAAGAUCUCUUUAUAUAACUGGUGUAAUUGUUUUCUCUGUGAUCCCUUCAUCCUUUUUAAUGUUUCAUUCUCUGAUUCAUGACUGUGGAGCUGUGGGCUCUAUCUGCACAUUGCACAUUCAAAGCCUGCACAGUUGUGUUGGGACUUCUAGCUUAAGUGCCAGCCUUUUAACAUUUGUAGUGCUCCCUUGUGUUGUAGACUGCCUGUUUCCCUUGUAACUUGAGUACAUUUCAGAUGUUUAGUUUAAAAUUUAAGUCUAUACAAAUCCAUUCCUAACA